GGUGGGUUUGGAGAGACACUCAGCUUUGGAAGAUUGCUCAGGAGUGAGCCGGACUCCCAGAAGCACUGUAAUUUCUUUAGAUCAUCUGACAGCAGACUCUGAGGUUUACCAGCCUCAGGGAGAUUGGGCCACUGUGAAUUUUUUUUUUUUUUUCUGUAAUAAAACUACCCCCAGCCAGCCAGACUGGAAAUUACUGCCUGAGCUGUUUUCCAACGUGGUUUUGCUGGCAAAACCAGACAUGAGUGUUUCUUCGACUCUCAAGGGUACUGUUUACACUGACUUUAUUUUUACUGCCAGCUUUCAAGUGGGAAGAAGGAGAUUACGUGCAGAGAUGACAGAUGGAUGCUCACAAUUUGGAAAUGAGAACUUGAGUGAAGAAUUGAGAAGGCAAGUCUCUGGUCCAUGCAUGCAUUCCCAGAGACUAACAUUACUGGUAAAGCUACCCACAAUUGUUGUCCCCCAGUGAGAAACAAACCAAGAGAUUGCUGUUCCACUCGGGAUUGACCAAGAAGCCAUGAAAUCCCUGACUGCAGGAAACUUAGAAGAUUGCCUACUGAAUCAGGUGGACUGGAGACGCCAGUGGAUUUCCCAGAUUGUGGAGGAGGUGCAGAAGGUCGUCCACUGUCUGACCACAGAAAUCAGCUACCGAGACCUUCGAUUCCAGGCCGUCCCUUACUCUGACACGUAUAACGGGAACAUCAAGGUUUUGGCCCCCAGCCAGUUCCUCGUCACAGUCCCAGUGAAAGGCCUGGCCGGGUACAGGGAGGCCAAGGAGCAGCACUGGCGAUACUACACCCUGCAGGGCACCAGGCUGCCCUGCCCCUUGCGGGACCCUGAGGGCCUGGAGCAGUGGCUGGCAGUGGAGCAGUUUAUGAAGAGCCUGUGGCAGUGGCACGAGGCAGAUGUGAACAUCGAGGGAGACAUCGUGCCUGCCAAGGUCCUCCAGGUGUUCCGGAAGCUGGUAGAAAACGCAAUUGGAACCUGUCACCUCUCAGGUAAGGUCAGCAUGCUAGCAAACCGCCGUGCAGUUUGCGUUGCCGUGGAAACAUCCGCAUGUCAGGUGGAAGUAGAGCUGGCCCCCGCAGUGGAGAUCCCCACCGUCUGGUCCAAGAAAGCCCAGUGGCCUCCAUGCCUGAAGCGCUGGCCUUCCCCAGAGAGAGUAGAGUGCAUCAAGUCAUUUGGAUUUACCUUGUUGGCCUGUUCAAAUUAUCACUGGCAGCUGAGCUUCUUGCAGGCCGAGCAGGUGUUGCUGGAGCAGCUGGAUGAGGACGGGGGCUGCCGCAGGAAGUGUUUUCAGGUCAUGAGGCAGAUGAAGGAGGAUCAUUGGUGUCCAGGGAAGAGGCCUGUUAUCACAUCCCACCAUCUGCAGACAGUGCUCUUCUGGACUUGUGAGAAAUAUCCGCGCUUGAAGGACUGGCAGAUCUUCAGCAAAGCCUUCCUGCGCCUGGUGAGGAAGCUGCACAAGUGCGUGAGCCAGCACUUUCUGAAACACUACUUCGUGCGCAAGAGCAACCUCCUUCAGUAUGCCAACUGGGGUGAGCUGGAUGCGGUGGCCCAGAAACUGGCCUUCUUCCUGAAGGAUCCCCACAUCAGCCUGCCCUGAGGCUCUUGGACUUUUCAUUCUAACUUGACCUCAUUCUCUGGGAUUAAUCCAGUCAGAUGCCAGGAUCCUGUCCAGGAGAGAAGCAACAGAUGGCAGAGGAAUUGACAUCGGCCCAGUAGCACUCAAGAGGGGGAGAACUGUGCCCUAAGAUGUCUGACCCAGUCCUCCCUGGAGUGAAGCCAGCAUUUCAACCCUCACUAGCUACCUCUCUUGGGGACAGCUUGCAGCAAGCUUCCCCAAGCCAGAUUCUGAACUGAUGACAGUUCCGAAGUUAUUUUCCCUUGCUCAGGCUCCAAAGGUCUGACAGGGAAGAUGGAGACAAGAACCUCUGGAGGGCCAGGCAUCCGCCAGCUGCCCAGCAGUGGUUCUCCAGCCCACAGAC
Messenger RNA from Ceratotherium simum simum (southern white rhinoceros), 1985 nucleotides. Lineage: Eukaryota; Metazoa; Chordata; Mammalia; Perissodactyla; Rhinocerotidae. The record is from RefSeq and is a predicted model, not a curated record.